Molecule: messenger RNA, 594 nt
Organism: Pristis pectinata (smalltooth sawfish)
Lineage: Eukaryota; Metazoa; Chordata; Chondrichthyes; Rhinopristiformes; Pristidae
Product: fucolectin-6-like
Exons: 4
Coding region: 75-554 (159 amino acids)
Source: RefSeq, a predicted model, not a curated record
GAUCCUUUGCGAGGGUUCCCGUUUCUGCAGGGUUUUGGCUUCGACUGGACAUCCAGCUGUUGCGUGUCGCCGGGAUGAGGGCAGCUGUGUGGAUUGUUCUGGCUGCUUGCUGUGCUGCCGGUGCGCGGAACUGUGGGAACGUCGCGCUCCGAGGAAAGGCCACCCAGUCAAGCACGUCCUCUGGCGGAGUCGCAGACAGGGCCAUCGACGGGAAUCGGAAUCCUUAUUACUUCAACCAUUCGUGCACUCACACCAAAUCGGAAUCGCAUCCGUGGUGGAGCAUUGACCUGUUCCAAGAGGAAUACGUGCUGGUGGUGAAGAUCACCAACAGGGCCGACUGCUGUUGGGAUCGCUUCCAGAACGCAGUGGUCCGUGUCGGCACGUCCCCCUAUCUGCGCAACAAGAACUGUGUCUGUGGGAUGAUCAGUCAACUGGGAUGCGGAGAGACCGCUGUCCUGAACUGUAAAGGGAUGCUCGGUCAGUUUGUCAGCGUGACCCUGAGCGGCGUCGGCAUCCUGACCAUGUGCGAGGUCGAGGUUUAUGUGGUUAGCUGAGACGGGAGGCGCCGAUCAAUAAAACUGUGAAGCAUCCACA